AUGGGAUUGGACUUGCCCGAACUUCCAACGAUAUACAAGCUGGAUGAUGAAUCUUCGUUUCAAUCCGAAUCCAUAUUGAAAAAAACUUUUAACGAAUAUUCGAUGCUUGGUAAUUGGUGCGAUGCAUGUAACAAAUUUUCUGAGGAAACUCAUACUCACACAUAUUGCUCCGAUUGUGAUCGGGUCUAUGAACCAUUUUGCGAUUUGUUAAAGAAUGAAUGUAUUUGUGAUUUAAUACUGGUGGGAGUGUGUUUUCCGUUGAAAGAAGAUUUUGAAAAAUUUUUAUUGGAUAAUAAUGUUUCUGAUAUGUCAAAUCAUCAAUGUAAGGAUUUUUGCGGUUGCAAGUUUGUUUGUGAUUUAAUGCAUCCAAUUGGUUGUUCUGUUUGGAAUAAGAAAAUUGACUAUGAAAUGUGUAAUUGGCAUUCUAAUAAUUUGGAUAAUGUCUCACACGAUUGUAUAGGAAAGGUUUCGCAUGGAUUCGUCAAAAAUGAUAAUUUGUAA
Molecule: messenger RNA, 501 nt
Organism: Acaulospora morrowiae
Lineage: Eukaryota; Fungi; Glomeromycota; Glomeromycetes; Diversisporales; Acaulosporaceae
Source: the annotation of a GenBank genome assembly